AUGACAAGAGUGAAACCAGGAGAGCGAAAGCGCGCUAAAACUUCCAAAGAGUAUGUCACAGUUAGCACAGAACAUGGUAUAUCCACUGGCCGCAAAUGCGACGGGUAUCAAACAUCACCGACUCCAAAAACAUCCCCAACAUGCCUUAUUACCACAUACAAGAGCCCUGUAGAGGCAGAGUCGCUUCAGUUCUUUACCGAAAAGACCAUUGGCAAUUUCCAAACCUUCUUUCUCGACAAUCUAUGGAGUACCAAGAUUCUGCAAGUAGCACAAGACCAAGACUGCAUAAGAAACGGGCUGUUAGCCUUGUCCCAAUUUCAUCGCCUCUAUCUCACCCAUCAACAGUGGCAGAAGGUCGACUCGGUACCUGCGUUGAAGCAUUACAAUUCCGCGAUCAGCGAGCUGUUAGCACCAUCUCCUGACAUCCAAGGACAUGUUCUUAUACUUUCUUGUCUGAUAUUCAUUUGUAUCGAGGGAGAGACUGAGUCAGCGAUCUGUCUAUUCAAGUAUGGUUGCAGCAUGAUUCGACAGCAUAGAAGCAAAAUAGAGAAAGCCCCUUGCUCUGAUGUCGAAGAAACAAUCAAACUUGCGGAGGCAUGCUUUAAGAGAAUAGCAGUCCAGUUCCUGACACUAAUGGCGGAUAAUGAUCCUGCACUUUGGUUGUUAUUCUACAACACCUUCGGCAAUACUUUUACCCUCAAGGAAAGCUCCUUCACAUGCCUCGCCGAUGCAAGAGAAUCACUACUCGAUAUUCUAGUUGAGCAGGCCAGCCCCGGGUUGAAAGGCAAAUCGGCUCGUGACAUCAUGGCCCAUUCUGUCAAAGUUACUCGAUGGGGCGAAUUGUUCGACGCACUUCUUCUGAAACAGACCAACUGCGGAACACCGCCCACUGAUACUGAAAUUCGAACGAUUGCCCUUCUUCAACUUCACCGUAAAUACUCGGAAAUAAACGUCGCAAAGUACAUCCACGGACAAGGUGAUCCGUGUUUUUGGGAUAACUUCACCACCAAGUUUAGCGAGAUUAUCGACUACGCUGCCACAGCCGCCGGCCUCGACCAAGACUACGCGAAACGGAACUGGGACACAGACUCUUCACCCAAAGCGUACUUUCACAUAGAUCUUGGCUUCACCUCUGUGCUGAUAUCAGUCAUUGCCCGAUGCCGCGACCCAUUUGUUCGGAGAAAGGCUCUUGCAGUGAUGUUAGCCUGCAGAGUACAAGAGGGUGCCUUUAACGGUUCUCAAUCUGCGCGUGUAGCUGCGAGAGUGAUGGAGCUUGAAGAGAUGAGGAGUGGGAAGGAGGUCAAGUGCAGCAGCGAUAUUCCCCAUGAAGCAAGAGUAAGGACAAUACGGGUGCAUUUACAGCGAAGUGAAGAUGCAAAGAUGAGAGUCGUGUAUAAAUUCUCACAAGGGUGUUUUGAAGAGGAGAGAAGUAUGAUUGAAUAA
Fusarium venenatum is the source of this 1443-nucleotide messenger RNA. The record is from RefSeq and is a predicted model, not a curated record. NCBI's taxonomy places the organism in Eukaryota, Fungi, Ascomycota, Sordariomycetes, Hypocreales, Nectriaceae.